AUAGAGAAAAGAAACUUCAAGAAUCAAGCACAAACCCUGAUUUACCUCAGUCAGAGAGACAAGAACUGCAGAGCAAGUUUUCCAAACUCUUAUCGAUAUUAGACGAGGUGGACAGAAGAUACAAGCAGUAUUACCAUCAGAUGCAGAUAGUUGUGUCAUCUUUUGAUGUAAUAGCCGGAAAUGGAGCAGCUAAACCUUACACGGCCCUUGCGCUACAGACAAUCUCUAGGCAUUUUCGUUGCUUGAGGGAUGCAAUAUCAGGACAAAUCUUGGUGGUAAGGAAAAGUUUAGGAGGGGAAAAUGAUGGAUUCGAUGAAAGAGGAGGAGUUGGGAUAAGCAGGUUAAGGAAUGUUGAUCAACAGGUAAGGCAACAGAGAGCGUUGCAGAGGUUAGGUGUGAUGCAACCUCACACUUGGAGGCCUCAACGCGGUUUACCUGACUCCUCUGUUUUGAUUCUCCGUGCUUGGCUCUUUGAGCAUUUCCUCCACCCUUAUCCAAAGGAUUCAGACAAGAUCAUGCUAGCUAGACAAACAGGGUUGAGCCGAGGUCAGGUGUCGAACUGGUUUAUCAAUGCACGUGUGCGUCUUUGGAAACCGAUGGUGGAGGAGAUGUACAAGGAAGAGUUCACAGACUCAUUGGAGGAGAAUGUUACCAACUUGUCUUCCGGAAACAGACCAGAAACCACGGUGUCUCAAGAACAGCAACUCGUCUCUAGUUCCAACAAUGGCGGCGCAAGCACUAGCAUGAGACAGAGCACAGUGGCACCUGGUGGUGACAGCCGGUUCACGAUGGUCACUGAGAUGACGAGAAAUGGUAGUGGCGGGAUGUCGUUAACGUUAGGGAUGCAGAAUACUGACCUUCACGGCGGCGAUGUACCUAUGUCCAGCGGAAGAGACAACUAUGAGAAUACCAUCCCGAGAGCCGGUUUCCAGUACUUAAACUCAGGCAACAGCCAACACCGGCUUGGCUCUUCACAAUUGUUGCAGGAUUUUGUAGCUUGA
Molecule: messenger RNA, 1001 nt
Organism: Eruca vesicaria subsp. sativa (arugula)
Lineage: Eukaryota; Viridiplantae; Streptophyta; Magnoliopsida; Brassicales; Brassicaceae
Source: the annotation of a GenBank genome assembly